Messenger RNA from Chenopodium quinoa (quinoa), 4859 nucleotides. RefSeq names its product pentatricopeptide repeat-containing protein At5g38730-like. The transcript is spliced from 2 exons. Lineage: Eukaryota; Viridiplantae; Streptophyta; Magnoliopsida; Caryophyllales; Amaranthaceae. Gene Ontology annotation, molecular function: protein binding. Bases 473 to 2236 code for a protein of 587 amino acids. The record is from RefSeq and is a predicted model, not a curated record.
CUUUCUUUCUCAUGCUUUUAGUAAAUAUUUUACCUGUAUUAUUAGGUUCACAACUCCUAAUACACAUGACUGAUGUUUUUUUUGGGUGAUUUUAGAUUGAUGGCAGCAUGGGUUAAUUUCUAUUUUUUUUCCCAUCUAAUUUCUUAUAUGGUACACGCACUAUAAAUUUGUGUUCCUUUAAGGCCUCAACCAAAUAUUCAACGUUGAACCACUUAUCAGCCUAGCUCGACCCGUAAAAUCCGGUCACUUCGUUUUUGUUCAAAAACGCACUCUGCUGCUCACCUUCACGCCAAAAUCCAAAACAGAAAAACACUUGCACACCAACUGUUUGACAAAAAGCCUAAGAGAAGAAAAAAGAGAGCAAGCUUCAAAAAUUUUCAAUACCUCUCUUUCAUAGAACAAAUCACUUCUCCUUCAAUUAAAAGCAAAGGAGCUUUUUUUCAAUUGGAUACAUUGCAAUUGUAAGUCAAUCAUGCCCAAUUUAGCGUCUUCUGUUUCUAGGGAAACUAAAUCCAUUAAAAUUCUAUGUGCAGUUGUAUUAAAGGGUAAUUGGAACCAAUUUUUAAAACCCCAAAUUGGUUCUAAUUUGAGUUCAGUAAAAGUUGAGAAAAUAUUAUCACAUCUUUCAUUAGAUUAUUAUGAUUCAUGGGUAUUUUAUGAAUGGGUUGAAAAGAUUCCUGGGUAUAAGCAUUCCCUUGAAUUUACUUGGUCUAUGAUUCAUUUGCUGACAAAACACAACCAUUUUAGAAUUGCACAGAAUUUGCUUCAGAAAAUUGCUCUUAAGAAUUAUUUAUCAUCCCCCACUGUUCUGCAUGCCCUUGUGGGUGCCCAACAUGAACCGGGUUCGAGUUCGCAAAUUUUGAGUUGGUUAGUGAUAUAUUAUGCUGAUUCUAAGAUGACCCAGGAUGCUAUUCAAGUGUUUGAGUACAUGAAAAUUGAUAGGAUUAAACCUCAUUUACAUGCUUGUACUGUACUUUUGAGUUCUUUAGUGAAGUUGGGGUUGACUGCUACCAUGUGGAAAAUGUACAAUAAAAUGUUGAAACUUGGGAUUGAUCCUAAUAUUCAUGUGUAUAAUGUGUUGCUUCAUGGUUGUUGCAAGUCUAAGGAUGUGGAAAAGGCGGAACAAUUGUUGCAUGAGUUGGAAUUGAAGUGUAUAUUGCCUGAUCUUUUCACCUAUAAUACACUGAUUUCUUUGUAUGUGAAGAAUGGUAAACACUAUGAAGCUUUGUCUGUUCAAUACAGGAUGGAAAAUGCUGGUGUGGCACCCGAUAUUGUGACUUAUAAUUGCCUAUUAUUUGGAUUUUGUCGGGAAGGUAGGAUGAGGGAGGCUUUGAGGCUUUUUAAUGAUAUCAAGGGUGCAAAACCUAACCUUGUGACAUAUACCACUUUGGUUGAUGGAUAUUGUCGAGCAAAUGACCUAGAGGAAGCAUUGAGGUUGUGCCAAGUAAUGGAGGCUAAAGGUGUCUAUCCAUCAGUUGUUACUUAUAAUUCGAUUCUACGCAAACUUUGUGAACAAGGGAGGAUACGGGAUGCAAACAAGCUUUUGAAUGAGAUGAGCGAGAAGAAGGUAGAGCCUGAUAAUGUUACUUGCAAUACAUUGAUAAAUGCUUAUUGCAAGAUAGGAGACCUGGAAUCUGCCUUAAAAGUCAGAAACAAGAUGUUAGAGGGUGGGUUGAAGGUUGACCAAUAUACUUUUAAGGCACUUAUACAUGGUUUCUGCAACGCUAAAGAGAUAGAUAAAGCAAAAGAGCUGCUUUUUGAUAUGCUUGAUGCGGGUUAUUCUCCAAGUUUUUGCACUUAUUCUUGGAUUGUAGAUGUUUACUGUCACCUGGAUAAUGAAGAGGCAGUAGCAAGACUGCCAAAUGAGCUUGCAAAGAGAGGUCUAUUUGUUGACAUCUCAGUGUAUCGAGCUCUUAUUAGAAGUCUGUGUAAAAAAGACAGAACUGAAUGGGCUAAAAGAAUUUUUGAUUGUAUGGAAGAGAAGGGAAUGAAGGGAGACAGUCUUGUAUACACUAGCUUGGCAUUUGCCUACUUUAAAGAAGGGAAGAGAAGGGAGACCUCAGAGUUAUUAGAUGAGAUGUACAAGAGGAGGUUAAGUGUAACAUUAAGAAUAUAUAAAUGUUUUAGUGUUUCAAAAGCAAGCAAGAGCAACUUAAUAGAGGUCUUUUGGAAUCACUUGUUGGAAAGAAAGCUAAUCUCAAAGAAUGUUUACAAGCACAUGCAAGACCUAAAUUGACCUCCCAUUGAGCUGAGUGACUUUUGUAUCCUGGCAUUUCAAUGCAGCAUGUCGAAAUUGGACAGGGAUACCCUGUUCUGGGAAAGAAUGACAGGAUAUAAGUAAUGUUGCUCUGUGUUCAUUCAAGCUUUCUAGCUCAACUACCUUCUAUACUGGUGUAGGUAUUGUGUUGAUCAGUGGUUUCUUCUAGGUGACCAAAGCACCAAACUAUAUCAUAACUUGUGGAAGAAAGCCAAGAAACUUUCAAAUGGGGAAUCAAGAUAGUAACAGAUGAUUCAGAAAUAUGCUCUUACAAGUCUUUUACCUAUCAAGGUGUUCAAUAGUGUCUUCAUGACUGUGUUUACAUAUAUGGUCAAGGUGCGAAAGAUACAUACAUAGCUAAACUUGUAAAGAUGUGGGAGUCAAAACAGGAGCAAAGAAAGGGAAAGUUAUAUGGUUUUUCUGCCCAAUAGAUGUAUGCAAUUCCUUAAGGAGUACAAGCCAUUUUGGAAUGAGCUAUUUAUGGCUUCUGGUGAGGGCUAAGGAGUUUCCAACAUUAUUCCUCUGGUAAUUUCUCCUACCUUCUUUGUUCACUUUCCUAGUGAUUUCCCAUGCCUUGCAAGCUAACAAAUUGUAUUUUGGGAAUCAUUGUGAAUGCUUCACUUGUCAAAUUUAUGCACUUUAUGUGUCCAAUGAAUAUAUAUUGGUUGAACAAAAUUAGGCAGUUUUGUUCUAACUACUCCAAUUUGCUUUAUGUGUCUAUUUAACAUUUCCCUUGUUUUUGUUAUUCGUAAGUGAAAAUUCUCUUUCUCUUGGAAGAGAUCUUGUAGAUGUUGUAAUAAGGGCACAUAUCCAAACGAAUCAGUAGGCCCAAUAGCCAUACUGUAGUCAGAACUUUUAUGGUUGGAUGAAGCUAUUGAUUGCUGUAAGCAAAUGAUGUAUAUCAUUAAUCAACCUUGUAUAGGUCUAGCUGUCCAAUCUAUGGACAUGGUGAAUCAAAGUUCAUCGAGACUUUGUUAAGAGCAAUGUUUUUAUUCCCUUUUGGCAAGCCGGGUAUAAUUUUGUCUAAUACUAGGACGCUCCCUGCAAGAACACUCUGUGAAUAUGGAUAGGGUUACAUGGUCCAAAUGUUUUAAAAGAAAUUAUGAAAAUUAUCUUAGUUUUCUCCCCUUUUUGUAUAUUAAGCUAUUGGGAAAUCCAAUGUUGCACGUACUGCAAAAGUGCAAAGGAUAGAAGGAACACUCUUCUAUCUAAAUCAGAUUUGGCCAAGGCUAACUACUAUGUUUCCCAUAUCCUUGAUGUUGGAGAUCUGAGGAUAUUAGAUAUUCUGAUUAGUUUCCUGAUAUCAUUGACAAGAUAAUAGGUUAGUGUAAGCUGUAUGGUUUUUAUAUGUCUUAGUUAGAUUACUUGUACUUUAGAGAAAUCUUGGUAAAACGUAUAGGAUUUCUACUUGGCUUCAGUUCUUAUUCUUUUUUUUUUUUUCCCUUCUUUUCUCAUGGUAUAUUGACAUUGAAGUGACUUUCUUGAUAAAGACCGAAUCAGGUUUAUUGCAAACAAUGCAAUAAUGGCAUCAAUGGGAAGUCAAACUUGUUAUGGUUGGGUUUGUUGAAAAUGUGAAUUUUCUUACCUAGGAGGGUAAUGAUUUUUCGCUGUGUUUGCUUGAGUGCAAGAGUAUAUGAGUUAGAGUUUUACGGACUAUUACUAGAAGAGCGCUUCUUGCUAAUUUAUUGCAAGACAAUAAAAAGCUACCUUCAGAAAAGUAAAAAUUCAAUGUUCUCAUACAAGAUUUUACCAAGAAAAAACUGUAGUUGGUCUUGCACUCUUGCCCUUGACGUUUGUAAUAUACCUUCUAUUUGAAGUGUUUGGAUUUUAUGUUGAUUCUUUAUAUUCUGUUGUCCACAAAUCAUAUUAUAUAUGCUUGUAAUGUUAAUAUCUGUAAUCUUUUCUCUUUCGUAUUUUAAUGAGCAGGCAGUUGGUUAUUUUCUUUAUUGUUUUGCAAUGUGUUCUUUAUAAUCUGUUAUUCUAUUCAUCUCUUGAAAUUAUCUGAAUUUAUAUGUCUAUCUUUCUGAUAUUUCACAACACAACACACCACAUGUACAAUUUUUUUUCCUUUUUACCUGCUUUACUUUCUAAUGGCGGUUAUAGACAGUUAUGUUCUCUCUUGUUAUAUACAAGCAGACAUUUUAUGUCUUACCAUUGAAAUAGCAAACAUUUUCUUAAGUCCAUGUGUAUGCCUAGCUUGUUCUACUGUUUGUUUUGAACAGUGAGUGACCAUUUAGCCCUAAUUUACUGGAUAAAAAGAAGAUUCUGCCCUUGCGUGAUGCUGCAAUAUUAAUAUUAUCUUGAAUGUUGACUAAGAUAUGGGAAGACCUCCAUGUUGUGACAAAGAAGGUGUUAAAAAAGGGAAUAUGGGAUGAAAUGGGCAAGCCUGAAACAACUAGGGAUAAGAUGUUACUUGAGCCUGAACAAGAAUGCAUAGAAUUAUAGAAAUAUACACGAGAAAAGUUGAUGUGGCUAACCGGUCUAGAGCUCAGCUACAACUGGCUAUAUAUUGAUGAUCAAAGGCAGAACUUGCAGCCAUUUAUUCUGCAAUUGGAGAACUACCAUUACAUAUCACAUAUAUAAUAUUUGCUAUGAUUUAUUU